CAUAUGGCAUUGUUAGUCCUUUUCCGAGGAGUCGAAAGAGAAAACCAAAAAAAACCAGGCACCACCCUUGUGCGGACCACGGCCCCCCGCCGCCGCCGCCGCCGCCGCCGCCCGAACCCGGCGGUGACUCGCGAGCGCGCACUUCUUCCACCAUCCGCCGCUGCAAAACCCGGCGGUGGUGAAUGAAUGCUGACCGCUCCGUUUCGUGGUGGCAAUCCAGCUUCCCUCGCGAGCUCGGUUCCGAUCGGACGCUUCCGAGGCACCGCGACCCGCAACCGCUCGCCGUCUCCGACCCUCUCGAUGCAAGGCGGAGCGCCGGCGGAGGCCGACGGCGGCGGCGGCGAGGAGAAGGUCCACGUCCACUACGACCACCUCCUGCCCUCCAAGUACGCGCGGUGGACGGCGAGGGAGAGCUUCGACUUCAUGCACGACAGGCCCUGGCAAGAAGUUCGGGACUUCUACUCCAAUGUCAUCAAUGGGCGGUCGUCGGUUUCCGAGCUGUUCGGGACCGAGAGAUCUCCUGUUCAUGAUGAUACAAAAAUUCCAGAGACUUGUGAGAAGUCUGGACUAGACAGUCUUCCAGGAGGGAAUAGGUCUGGAAGAUGGGAAAGAAGAACAUAUAAGAUUGUCCUUUCUUAUCAUGGUGGUUCUUUUGAUGGUUGGCAAAAGCAGCCUGGCUUAAACACCGUCCAGGGCUCAAUAGAAAGAUCUCUAGGGGAGUUUGUGGAUGAGAAGAAAGCUAAGCUCCUAAAGGACAAGUCCUUGCCGGUGGAGGGCUGUGCUUUGGUUGCUGGGCGUACCGACAAAGGAGUAACGGCUUUGGGGCAAGUCUGUUCAUUCUAUACAUGGAGAAAGGAUGUUGAACCUCAACAUAUUGAACUCGCCGUUAAUACUGCAGCACCAAGGAGACUCAGGGCUUUAUCUGUUUCUGAGGUAUCACGUUCAUUCCAUCCCAAUUUCUCUGCAAAGUGGAGGCGCUAUUUGUACAUAUUUCCUUUCAAGGAUGGAGAAAAUGGGGAGCCAAGCGAGGGGACUAAGGAGAAUGUUAAUAGUGCAUUCAGAAGCAAGGGAUUCGGGAAUGAUAUUGGUAAUGAGGAUCUUCGGAGUUUAAACUUAUCUGAUAAGGAUAAUGUUUUUGAAGGUGGAAAUAAACAAGUGAGCUUUGAAGUUAGUCGGGUGAAUCAAUUUUUGCAGCUUCUAGAAGGGAAAUUACUGUCAUACAAGAUGUUUGCUCGAGAUACUAAGGCUUCAAGAAAUAUUGGCCCACCAACAGAAUGUUUCCUGUAUCAUGCUCGUGCUGCUUUGGCCAGAUUAAAAGGCACGGAUCACCAAGAAGGAAGAAAAGUUAUGUGCAUUGAGCUGGUUGCUAAUCGAUUCCUUCGGAAGAUGGUUCGGGUUCUUGUUGCGACAUCAAUAAGAGAAGCAGCGGCAGGUUCGGAGGAGGAUGUGUUGAUGAAGCUGACGGAUUCAACAUGUAGACGUGCGACUGCUCCUCCAGCUCCUCCUGAUGGCCUGUGUCUCGUUGAUGUCGGGUAUACAGAUUUCAGUCCGAAAAUUUGCCUCAUUAAGGGAUCUUGAACUUCGUAUCCGUGCUGUGUCAUGAAUUAACCAAACUAUUCUUGAUAUAAACAGACAUUUUUGUCUUCCAUUUUCCCUGCAAUCCCUGCGGUUUUGGACUGAUAUUUGCCAGUUUUGAUCCUAUCAAAUUGUCAUGCUUCAUAGGAUUGUCGACUAAGGGAAUGAGUCAUGUGGGAACCAUCAUUGAAAUUGAUUUUUAGGUAGUUCGGACAUAUGACUUUACUAGA
Messenger RNA from Syzygium oleosum, 1805 nucleotides. RefSeq lists its product as uncharacterized. Gene Ontology annotation, biological process: tRNA pseudouridine synthesis. Gene Ontology annotation, molecular function: RNA binding; pseudouridine synthase activity. The record is from RefSeq and is a predicted model, not a curated record. The coding region runs from base 187 to 1578 and encodes 463 amino acids. The transcript has 9 exons. Lineage: Eukaryota; Viridiplantae; Streptophyta; Magnoliopsida; Myrtales; Myrtaceae.